AUGCUUUUCAAGAAUCUUUUCGUUGCGGUCGCCCUGGCUGGCACCGCUUUGGCAUGCCCUCACCCUAAAGCUGCUGCCCAUCCCAAAGCUGCCACGCAAAGCCAGUCAAAUGGCAAACUGAAGUGGUUCGGCAUCAACGAGUCUGGACCUGAAUUCGGCGAGGCUAAUAUCCCUGGUCUAUACAACAAGGACUACAUCUGGAUCGACACCAAACAAGUCGACCAGUUCCUCGCGCAAGGAAUGAACAUGUUCCGUAUCAACUUCCUGAUGGAGCGUCUGACGCCCAACUCGCUCACAGCCAACCUUGACUCCAACUACCUAGGCAACCUUACCGAAGCCAUCAAUUACAUCACCUCCAAGGGCGCAUACGCUAUGGUUCAGCCCCACAACUACGGUCGCUUCGGCGGUCAGAUCAUCAGCGACACGGCAGCCUUCAAGACGUGGUGGACCAAUGUCGCUAAGCAGUACAAAGAUAACUCCCUUGUUGUAUUUGACAUUAACAACGAAUUUCAUGACAUGGAUCAGAAUCUUGUCUUUAGUCUGAACCAGGCCGGGAUUGAUGGUAUCCGCGCUGCCGGUGCGACCACACAGUACAUUACCCCUGAGGGCAACAGCUGGUCCGGCGCCUGGACCUGGGUUUCCUCUGGCAACGCCGCAUCGCUAGUCAAGCUCAAGGACCCCCAGAACAAGCUCGUCUUCCAGAUGCACCAGUACCUCGACAGUGACGGCUCCGGCACCAACGCCGACUGCGUCAGCUCCACCAUCUUCCAGGAGCGUCUUGUCGCCGCAACACAGUGGCUCAAGGACAACAAGCUCCAGGGCAUCAUUGGCGAGUUUGGUGCUGGAAGCAAUGCUCAGUGCCUUACUGCUCUUCAGGGCGGUCUCGACUACAUGGUCAAGAACUCUGAUGUCUGGCUUGGUGCUAUCUGGUGGUCGGCUGGCCCGUGGUGGGGCAACUACAUCUACAGCAUGGAGCCGACGACUGGCGCUGCUUGGUCGUACAUCCUGCCUAAGAUCAAGAGCUACUUCGGCCACUAA
This is a messenger RNA of Bipolaris victoriae FI3, 1038 nucleotides long. RefSeq names its product glycoside hydrolase family 5 protein. Gene Ontology annotation, biological process: glucan catabolic process. NCBI's taxonomy places the organism in Eukaryota, Fungi, Ascomycota, Dothideomycetes, Pleosporales, Pleosporaceae. The record is from RefSeq and is a predicted model, not a curated record. Bases 1 to 1038 code for a protein of 345 amino acids. Gene Ontology annotation, molecular function: hydrolase activity, hydrolyzing O-glycosyl compounds. The transcript has 2 exons.